Messenger RNA from Trametes versicolor FP-101664 SS1, 999 nucleotides. RefSeq lists its product as uncharacterized. Gene Ontology annotation, molecular function: protein binding. The record is from RefSeq and is a predicted model, not a curated record. Lineage: Eukaryota; Fungi; Basidiomycota; Agaricomycetes; Polyporales; Polyporaceae. The coding region runs from base 1 to 999 and encodes 332 amino acids. The transcript is spliced from 2 exons.
AUGCGCCCUCCCUUCGAUGACGCCGACGCCGACAUCAUCUUCCGCUCGGCGGACCGCGUCGACUUCCGGCUCUACAAAGUCAUCAUUUCCAAGUCCUCCGCCGUCUUCCGGAACAUGCUUGCUAUUCCCGACGUCAAUGCGAGCACGGGAGAGCCACAGAUCGUAGAGCUCACCGAGGACGCCGAUACCCUCGAGAACCUUCUCCGUCUCUGCUACCCCGUGAAGCGCGCAGUCUUCAGUACGGUCGAUGAAGCCCUUCCCGUGUUUACCGCAGCGAAAAAGUAUGACAUCGAGGUUGCGGUGGACACCAUGUGGGGCUUAGUUCACGAUCUGGCGGCGAAGGAAAGCCCAUCGCGGGCUUACGCCAUCGCCUGCAUUCACGAGCUACCAACACUAGCAAGGAGGGCCGCACGGCUCCUUGUCAAAGAGGCCGACGUCAUGGGUCUGCCCUUGCUGCCUCUGGAGCUCCGAUCCCUUACCCUCCAAACGCUGUAUGCCUUCGCCCGGUACCGGAGGCAGUGCCUGACUGCCGUGAAAGGCGUGUUGGAAGGGAACAAUGAUUGGCUGCGCGCUGGAGACCACCCGUACAAGGUACUAUAUACAAAAAUCCUCAAAAAGACCGCCCCAAAUGUCGAAAUGUCCUGGAUAUGGUACCGCUGCUCCAGCUGCGCCCUCAACCCCUUCGUGAAAAUACCGAUGGCUCACCCAUUCGUUUUUGUGACCCCUUCUACACUCUGCCCGCGUCUGUGGUGGGCCCACUACGAGAUGAUGGUGGAGGAAAGACUCUUCUCCGUGGGACUCGAUGGUUGCGCGGCUACUCAAAAGGCGCUACUAGAUCAGAUCAUAUGUGGAGCGGAGACGUGUAGCACUUGCGCUCCUCAUGCACGUACGCACCUUAUGGUCUACGCACAAGCCUUGGAGCAGAGGAUAGAGAAAGCCAUCGACGAGGUUCAUUUCGAGCUGCCGUUCGCUGUUGGGCCGGAGACAGAUUCAACGUGA